Osmia bicornis bicornis is the source of this 4116-nucleotide messenger RNA. Its product is annotated as synaptic vesicle glycoprotein 2A-like. Gene Ontology annotation, cellular component: membrane. The coding region runs from base 1171 to 2658 and encodes 495 amino acids. The transcript is spliced from 11 exons. Lineage: Eukaryota; Metazoa; Arthropoda; Insecta; Hymenoptera; Megachilidae. Gene Ontology annotation, biological process: transmembrane transport. The record is from RefSeq and is a predicted model, not a curated record. Gene Ontology annotation, molecular function: transmembrane transporter activity.
UCUUUCAAUCGAUUCCUCUCCGUCAUUUUUUUCUUUUCAUUGCAAUGCUUGAUGGAGUUAAGAGUCGGGCAGAUAAUCGUUCGGAGAACGUUAACCCUUUGCGUUACGAUUAUUCUAGAAACUAAAAGAUUUAUGAAGGUUCGAGUUAAUUUUUGUAUAUUGAUAAUGGACUAUUUGAUUGGGAUAUGCGUUUUAUUUACGAAUGACUUUUUAUAAUAUUUGAAAUCAUGAAGUUGUAAUUAUUAAGGAAGGAGCGUGUUGAAUUGUUUGAAAAUUUCAAGUAGAAUUAUUUUAUAAUAUGGAAAGGAAAAAUUUUGAAGGUAUAGUUAAAUGGUGCCAAAAAAUUUGACUCGCGUGUGCGGGAGAUUGGAGAAUCAUCGACGAAUCGAAAAUCAAUUGAUCUAAAUUGGGAACACAGAAACUGGUAUAAUUAAUUCUAAAGUUGAUCUCAGUGUGUCAAGACUGAUGCAGGGAAGUAGACUAACAAGGUUAGAUAAUGAUUUAAAUCUGACCCGAUCGAUCCAAAACUUGAUCUUAACGUUUCAAGAUCAAGUAAAGAGUGCAUUAACGCACAGAUACUUUCAGAAACUGGUUUCGAAAGCAAGCGCAAAAAAUUUAGAUAGAUGUAGCCAAUUACAAAGUCAAAUGAGGCUCCGGAAACAUGUUCAACUAAUCAAACAAUAAAAAAAAAGAAAAGAAACACUGUCCUAAUAUCUCAAUCUUAACGAACGAAACUCAGAAAAAAAGAACAUAAUGUUUCAAAUCAGUCAAAAGUGCAAUUAAAUUGAAUUGAGGAAAAUCAAAAGGAAAAAGUGAUUCAAAAGUGAGACAAUUGGAAUCGUCAUAAAUUAGUGUUACAAAUUGAAAAAGUGAUUGUGAUCUAUCAAAAUUGAAUAUUAAAAGAUACACCGAUGAGUGAAAGUGAUGAAAAAUUGAGUCAAAUCAAGUUGUUAUAUCAUAAAUUAAAAAAUUGAUCGUGAUCUAUUAAAAUCGUGUUCAGAAUGCACCACUGCAGUGUGAAGAAGAUUGAAAGGUGUCUUUUACCGCGUCAGAGAACAAAGAAACGCUUGGAAUCGGUGCAAAGCAAUAACAGGCAACAAACAAACGGCGGAAAGCGUCGCCCAAGAUGCAGUCGACCAAACAGGAUUUGGCAAGUUUAACCUUAAGGUUAUGGCCGUCUGCAGUUUGAUCUUCAUGAACGUAGCAUUCAGUAUAACAAGCAUAGGAUUUGUAUUACCAUCGGCAGCAUGUGACUUUAAAAUGACUACGGUGGACAAGGGCCGUCUAAGCGCAGCGCCUAUGUUAGGUAUGUUAGCCGGUUCUUAUAUAUGGGGCUGCUACGCGGCCAUAAAAGGACGAAGACUGUCCUUGUUGGUCGCCUUAUUUCUUCACGGAAUCUCAGAAUUGUUGGCAUCGGUGGUGCCCUUCUAUUGGUUCUUUUUGUUCUUAAAAUUCAUGAGCGGCGCCGCCAUGAACGGACAGUCGGCUGUUGUUUUUCUAUAUCUGGGCGAAUUUCAACCAACGAAAUAUCGUGACAAAAUGUUGUCUUGGAUGGAAAUGGCCUGGGUAAUGGGAAUGAUCAUUUUAGCAGGUGUCGGAUGGAUCGUUAUCCCAAUGGACGUGAACAUCGAGAUCGCUGGUUUCUUUUUACACUCGUGGAAUCUUUUCGUCUUCAUCUGUUCCCUUCCAGCGUUAUUUACCGGAGCGUGGUUAUUAUUUUUCCCUGAAACGCCGAAAUAUCUUGCCGAGACUGGUCAUAACGUUCAGAUGCUUCACGUUUUAAUGAGAAUGUACUCGGAGAACAGUGGUCAGCCCCCAAAAGAGUACAAAACAAAACUCCGAAAUUGUGGUAAUAAUAAUCUGAACGAACUGGUGCACCGUAUAAUGCACACGAACGAGAGGGAGGAAGUGACGGAGAAUUCAUUCGAUUCGAUGAUAAGCGACAUAUACACGAAAACAGCGAUGAUACUGAAGCCUCCGUUUCUCUGUAGAACCAUCGUGAUGUGCCUGAUCGCUUGUUUCGUCACAUCCGCUUACUAUACUUUAACUUUAUGGUUGCCAGAGCUGUUUCACAGAUAUGCAGACUUUCAACAAGCAUAUCCUAAUCAGACAGCCAGUGUUUGCACUUUGAAGAUCACUAAGAAUAGCACCAAUCUUGAGGAGAUUGACGACCCAUUUGGUUGCAACUCAAGGGUACAGACUAGUGUGUUUGUUCAUACGUUUAUUCUGGGAGCCUCUUGCAUUCCAACGGGUCUCAUAUUACCUCUUCUAGUUAAUUAUAUGGGAUACAAAUUCCUCUUAGUGAUCACAGCUUUUAUACCUGGGGUAGUGACAGCCUGUCUCUUCCUGGUGCAAACUUCCACCCAAAACUUAAUUCUCUCCUGCGCCUAUGAAUCUGUUACUUCCGUUUGCCUAAGCGUUGUAUACUGCUUGUUAGUUGAUCUUUAUCCAACGCAUUUAAGGGCAAUGGCUUCCGGUCUGUCGGCGUUUAUUAGUCGAAUUGGUGCUAUAAGUGGUACCUUGAUGAUCGGUUACUUGAUCGAUGAUUACUGUACUUUGGUGAUCGUCAUUGUUGCUGCUCAACUGUUUUUGAGUGGUCUGCUCGCCCUCUUCACGCCAGGGAGAAAGAAAUCAAAACUAGACAUCGAGAAAUCUUAACGAAAGUGGAAAAAAUAAGAAUUAUAAAGAAAAGAAAAGAAAAGAAAAGAAACAAUUCUUCUACUCCUCGUAUUUAGCUCAAUCUAAUAAUUGCAUUUCGCGUGAAGUAUGUGUAGGUACUUACUCGUAGACUGCUCGAAAUAACUCUAAGGAAUCUACUUAAACAAUUUUAUUAUAAUUCAAGUGACAACAUUAUCGUAAUUAAUUCCAGACACAGUAUUCUAUAUUCAAUUUUGACUUACUAAAAACGUUUCCAAAAGAUGUACAAUCUGAUUUAGAAAGUAGGUACAGAACAACCUUCGAAACGUAUAUUUUCUUUGAUUAUUUUAUUAGUGAAUUUUAUCAAAUGAAGGUUUAAAAUGAAUAUUUUAACACCGUGACUGCCAUUAUUAAUUUUGAGUAUCGAACAAGUUUAUUUAUAAUCAGACAGAUUUAUUUGAAAAUGAUAAGUUAUCCAGAUAUGGUCGAUACGGUAGUCGAAGUGUUAAGAAACACUUUAACGAUAAAGUGUAAUUAUAAAUUAACUCUUAAGCAACGAUGCGUAAUCGUUUCACGAAACGCACAAAAUCAUAGCGAAUACUCAGUGAAUGAGGCCGCAAGAGAUUAAUCGUACAAGUAUUUUCCUAUCUUUUUAAAACACUAGAAAGAUCGAUCGAACAAGUGGUUAUGUGUACUUAUUCAAAAACACACUGAAGAAUCUUUUCCAUCUUUGAAAUCUGAUAUUCGCGUGCUCCAAAAAAAGGUAAUCUAAAAUAUAUUUACAUAAAAUAGAAGACAUUUCAUGAUAGGAAAUUCCAUGUCUACGUAUUAUAGGUAUAUCUUUCGUAAGGUAAUUCAACUUCGAAACACAAAGAUUUACUAAAUAAUUAACAAAUUAUCUCCCCACGAAAGAGCUUCAAGAUAGUAGAUUAAUUUACAUAUUAGUACUUAAUUCAAUUAAGAACAAAUAAGCAAGAAAAAUGCUCAAUUACAUGGUUAUUGAAACGAUCUCCUGCAUUGUACGUGCAGUGCUAAGAUAUCUGUUCUUUCGAAUCUCUUAAUACAUAAAUGAUGAUUAAGCGUUCGAUUUGAUUAAUCAAUUAAUUAUUCAUACAUUGACUGCCAUGGAUUAGAUAACAUAUAAUUAAAAGAUAAAAGAAUAUUCUGCAUAGCAGGAAAAUUAAAUUGCACACUAAAAUGAAUGACCACUUAAUAAUUAAUGAUUUAAUGUUAUUAAACUGUGCCAUAUCACACGUGAUCAUUUCCACUGUGGCAGUUAAGAUGUUGAUGAGCUUUAAUGUGCCUUACUACAAGUCUAAUUUCUACUGUGGCAGUCAACGUGUUAAACACCAUCGCAUUUCUAUCUUGUACCCUAUUUUUCUAUUUUACCAAACGUUUUUAUAUAUCUCAGUCAGAUUGUUUAUAUACCGACCACUGAAUAAUGUAAAAUAAAAACUGUGUUCGUAUUGAACAAUUCAA